AUGCUUCGCGUUCGUCGUCGGAGUGCAGAUAUGGACCCCAAUGCACUCAGUCGAAUCGAAGCUGUUAUUGUAAAAUCGCACCAAAAAGAACAUCGAAAGUCGCGCUGUGGUCAGUACUCUAUAUUUUUAUGUGAUCUUUCCACCCAAAUUUCAUCUGGUCAAACUUUUUUGUUUCCCUUCAAGUUUCAUUUUUCGCAACGAAAAGAGGGCACACAUCGGAGCUCUGCGUCUAAAGAAGACAUUAAUAUCUUCAAUCCGGUUUGCAAUGGAUCAAGAUCGUUAGUGCAAGUUCCGUACCUCAAAAUGGAAGAAACGUAUUUUGCAAGUCGUCCAAGCCACUCAAUCACGAGCGUUGAUACAGAAGAGGACUCAGGCCACUUCAUGCGACCGCAGUCGGCGCUUGAAGUGAGCGAUGAACAGAAGCGUAAACGAUCAUAUUUUGUUCAACAUCGCAGACUUACUGAUAUUUCACAAGGGACCAGUGAGAAUAUGCAUGAGCCAGGAGGUUCAAGACCUGAUAAAGAUUAUCAGCUCGACUCCAGAAAAACACUAGUUUUGAGCACAAUGCCGCUGAGUGAAUACCUGGAAGAUGCCUCUCAGAGCGAAGAAGGUUUUUAUGAUGCAGUCACUCCAGGGAUUGCGGACGAAAGAAUAAAAAUUCGACCACGCUCGUAUUCUUAUGGCCAUUUUCCGGUAAAUAUAGACCGUCCUACUCGAUAUCAAGCGCAUUACGGCUCACACCGUUACAACUCUCCGGCGGAUCAGUACAUACAUCGAACAGAUCAACCGGUCCAUGGACCUCACCAUGCAGUAGUACAGCCUGCAUGCUCCUCAAUGACUUACGGUACAAAUUCCAGUCCCACUCGUUGUUCUUGUGUGUUUGGGGAUCAGCAACCAAGUUUUGAUUAUUCAACCCACGGGGAAUCAUCUGCUCCCCUUAUACCAUACAGAAAGUAUCAUCCAAAACGUCAACAUUCGGAUCCUGAAAGAGCUAACUUCAUAAAUAAUAGGAACAACAAUAUAAACCAUUCUCCUUGGUUAGGUUUCCAUCAUGAGCCUAUGCAUACACAACGCCUCACACCCAUCACUGAAAACGAUACUCCGCUCGACACAUCACGAAGAUCAUUCUACCCGGUACCACCUCCGAACCCUGAGGACUACAUUGACACUAGGCAGGAAUCUGACGAAGUGACGAUGCUAUCACAGCGUCCAGGGAUUUUUCAGCCUGUACCACCGCCGACACAUGGAGAAGAUGAAUCUGAAAAUGAACCUAAUUAUGCAAAUAUCUCCCACUUUCACCCGCCAGUAACGACCUUAAAUUUUGACGCAUGGUACCAAUUAUAUGGGACUCAAAUGGCGCCAAUGGCAACAAAUCCAGCGACGCGAAGAUUGGCCAUUUCUAGACCAGGAGGUUUCCAGGUGCCAGAUGAUGGACACGGAGGCUAUUCAGGUUGGACUUCAACAAAUGAUAUAAAUUCUGCAACUGAUUUCUCAGGCGAAUAUCAAAAUCCACGCCAGAGAGCAAGGGAAGAGCGCUCAAGUUGGCCGGUUGUCUCUCUGUCACCGACUCUUCCAUCACCCUCUAACUUAGACGAACAGUCCACCAACACAUUGGAUCCAUACUAG
Messenger RNA from Opisthorchis viverrini, 1626 nucleotides. RefSeq lists its product as hypothetical. The transcript has 4 exons. The record is from RefSeq and is a predicted model, not a curated record. Bases 1 to 1626 code for a protein of 541 amino acids. NCBI's taxonomy places the organism in Eukaryota, Metazoa, Platyhelminthes, Trematoda, Opisthorchiida, Opisthorchiidae.